This is a messenger RNA of Psammomys obesus (fat sand rat), 2713 nucleotides long. It is a transcript of the gene Plscr4, whose product is annotated as phospholipid scramblase 4. The coding region runs from base 81 to 1058 and encodes 325 amino acids. Gene Ontology annotation, biological process: plasma membrane phospholipid scrambling. Gene Ontology annotation, cellular component: plasma membrane. The transcript is spliced from 9 exons. Lineage: Eukaryota; Metazoa; Chordata; Mammalia; Rodentia; Muridae. The record is from RefSeq and is a predicted model, not a curated record. Gene Ontology annotation, molecular function: phospholipid scramblase activity.
UGUGUUUGAGAGCAGCAAUUAACAGAGUAACCAGUGUCCUCUUUCUAGAGUCAGAAACGGUAUAAUUAGAAUUCAUCAAAAUGUCAGGUGUGGUUCCCACAGUCCCUGAGCAGCCUGCAGAAGCAAUGGAGAAUCAGAUAAAAUCGCCAACUGCAGCGCCUGCUGCCCCUCCAGACUACAAUUCUCAUUUUGUCCCAGGCUCUGCUGGACCAGCUGUCCCUCCCUCUGCAGGCUUGCAAGUUGGAUACUACGUUCCCCAGCAGCCUGGUAUCAUCCCUUUGUACCAACCCACCGGGGGCACCCAUGCUAUCCAGUACCAGCCUGGCAAAUACCCUAUGACUCAGCAUGCUCCUGUGAUGUGGAUGCCAGGGCCAGCUCCUAUACCCAGCUGCCCUCCUGGUCUGGAAUACUUAGCUCAGUUGGACAACAUACACGUUCUUCAGCACUUUGAGCCUCUGGAAUGGAUGACAGGUUAUGAAACUAAUAAUAGAUAUGACAUCAAGAAUAACGCAGACCAGAUGGUCUACAUUGUAACUGAAGACACAGAUGACUUUACCAGGAAUGCCUAUCGGAACCUACGACCCUUCGUGCUCCGGGUCACUGACUGCCUGGGGCGAGAGAUCAUGACCAUGCAGAGGCCUUUCCGAUGCACCUGCUGUUGCUUUUGCUGCCCCUGUGCAAGGCAAGAGCUGGAAGUGCAAUGUCCUCCUGGUGUCACCAUUGGCUUUGUUGCAGAGCACUGGGACCUAUGCAGAGCCACUUACAGCGUCCGGAAUCAGAAGAGAGAGAAUGUGAUGAGAGUGCGUGGUCCGUGCACAACCUAUGGCUGUGGUUCAGAUUCUGUUUUUGAGGUCAACUCUCUGGAUGGAGGAUCUGACAUCGGCAGUAUUAUCAGGAAGUGGAAUGGCUUUUUAUCAACAAUGGGAAAUGCCGACCACUUUGAGAUCCAUUUCCCCAUGGACCUGGAUGUGAAGAUGAAAGCAAUGAUUUUUGGCUCUUGCUUCCUCAUUGACUUCAUGUACUUUGAAAGCACUCCUCCUCAACAUUCAUCAAGAUAGAGGGAUCAAGAGAAGCAUCGAUUGAAAACAAAAUUCCAGAAAUUUUCAUUGGCCUCACAUCCAACCUUCAGUUAUUUGCAAGCAUAUAUCUUGGCUUGACACGUGUCUCAGUUGAGUAUUUCGUUUCCUGGGACACUUGUUUAUUCUAAAAUCUCUGCCUCCAUUAGCCAUGUAAACAUAUACAGUACAACCAUUAAAACUACAGGCACAUGAACAUGAAAUCCUUAGUUCUUAGCAGGUCAUAACACAUCUUCUACAUCUGUUCCUUCCUUCUUUUUCUAGAGGGCAAACUCCUUCCUGAGUGAGAUGUCUGCUUCUCUUCCUCUUUCGGACUGAAAAGGCACACAGAAAUAAUGUGCCAGGAGAAUGUUCUCCUGUGUGCAAAUAUUAGAUUAUCAUUCUGCAAUGCGCAGGAAAGCUCAGAAAGCUCUCAAGGGGAAGUUUUAUUUUAUUACAAAAUAAGAUGUAUUCUCUUAUAUUUCCCAUGCAUAGUUUUUCAUGCCCUCAGCUGGACAAAUUGGAACUACCUAUUUCUGAAGGCAGGAUGACGCUACCAGAGAAAGUUGAUCAAGGCCAUAGCCAAGUAAGAUCUUCGCAUCUUAAGGCUUUGGUACGUGAGCACAAACUUAUGUCCAUUUGCUUACUCAGCACAUUUAGCGAGACCCCUCUUGUCCACACAUGCCUUGUAUCAGAGUGUUUAUGCUGAUGUCUGGAAUUACCUAUUGUAUCUUUGUAUCUCAUUUGACAUAUUUUCCACAGCUAGUCUAAUGAUCAGGAUGUCCUAAUGACAAACACUUUAUGAAACCUGUAUGUAUAAAUCCUAUCAUUAUUUAACACCACUUGACUGCUUUACAUGUUAAGUUACAUGUUCUACACAAACAGUAGGAAAACACAGUAUGUAUGUUGCUUCCACAUUUUCUCCAGAUUAUCAGUGAGGCCUAUGGGAGACCAGCAGAGUGCUUACUUGUAUAAGGAUGGCAUAUGUAUGACUAUACUGAUUAAUGAGUCUCUCUCAUUGGCUUCCUACCUGCAUAUAGACUGUGUUCUUUUAUGGAGACAUUCUUUUAGAGUUUUUGAAAUAAGUUCUCUUGGGUUGAGCUAUCUUGAGAGAAGAGACUUAGCCUGCAGUCCUUUUUGAAAUAAAACAAAAACAAAAACAGGUGCUUCAUUUUUAAUUACCGAAUUUUUUAUGAUAAUUGUUGUUUUCCUCAGUUUUUUUUUUAAUAACACACUUUUACUUGCUGCUGUUUUUUUAAAAUAAAAAAUAUGAGUUCUCCUCCACAAAUUAAUGACAUUGUAUUUUAAAAUACAACUCUAAUUUUAACUAGACAUACGAGUUUUCAGUAUGGUAUCUUCAAUUUUGCAUAUAGACCAGAUAAAGUGCAUUCAGACAGCUUCUGUAUGAACCUAUUGUUUUUACCUGUCCACACCCCGUUCCAGUCCUUGCAUUACUUUAAUGGUGAAGGUCGGGACACUUUACAUUUCGUGUUUCAUAUUUUAGUGCUGGCAAUACCAAUACUUCUCUUAUAGCAAAAUCUUUAAGCAUUAUCAGGUGUCAUUUUAAUAUAAUUCAUGCGGUUUCUGUAUGCCAUAGUGGAAUUUCAUCGCUUCAAUUCAACCAACUUAACAAUAAACAGAACCUUUUUAUUUUUAAA